CCUGUAAAAAUUGAAGGUGUGACUGUGCCAGGAGUGGCUCAAACCGGAGAUGUGGAGCAGGAUAAUCUGUUACCAAAACUGGAGGUACCAAAUGCGAUCCAACAGAAAGUCAUUCCAGGGUACACUGGAUUCAUCCCCCGCCUCACCUGGAUUAAUGGCGUGAACUAUAGCCAGGGUGUGAAGGAAGCAAUGAAUGAGUUUGACCAAUAUCAGUUUUUGCAGAGGAACCCAGCUUGCAGCUUUGGCAAGAGAUUUCCCCAAACAUACUGGCCUGCCAACAGAAUUUACACCAGUGCUGGACUGAUACCUUCCUACACUGGCUUUGUACCAUACCUCCGGGACACCUACGCGCUUACUUUCAGCAACAGCACCCGAAAAGCUUACCAAAAGGAACAAAGGAGACGAGCUUGUGCACUGUGAAAAAUGCUUUAAUGGUGCCUGUACAGCAUCUGAAGUGACUUUGAAACAGGAAGAACAACACAACACAAACAGAGAAGUUUUGAAUGAAAGAGUUCAUACAGCUUUAAACAA
Messenger RNA from Leptosomus discolor (cuckoo roller), 531 nucleotides. The record is from RefSeq and is a predicted model, not a curated record. NCBI's taxonomy places the organism in Eukaryota, Metazoa, Chordata, Aves, Leptosomiformes, Leptosomidae.